This is a messenger RNA of Astrephomene gubernaculifera, 898 nucleotides long. NCBI's taxonomy places the organism in Eukaryota, Viridiplantae, Chlorophyta, Chlorophyceae, Chlamydomonadales, Astrephomenaceae. The record is from the annotation of a GenBank genome assembly.
UGGUGGCGGCGGCGGUCCUGAGUACAAGCGCGGCAAGAGGUUCCAAAAGCUGGUUACUCUUAUGGAUUCGAGCCAGGCGCAGCAGGUCCAGAACACAUUCCGCAAACGCGCCCUGGGCACCGUUGCCCUGCUGGCGGGUGUCCACAUCGUGUGCUUCGUGCUCACUGUCACCGCCAUCCAGUCGCAACGCACCCGCAUGUUGCUACUCAGUCGGGCCGGCCAGUCCCAGCGCUACAUGCACCAGAUCCUGACCGAUGUCCGAUCCCUGGACGUCAUCUCGAAGAACCGGACGGUCCCGUGGCUGUACACUGAGGCCGAUGCGAUGCCGUUUGUGAAUCGCAUUGCCGAGGGAGCUGAGGAGGUCAAGGUACGACUGAACGAGAUCAGGAGCGCCUAUUCCCAGCCAGGCUCCCCUUUCCUGGAGCUGUUGUUUCACGACUCACAGACGGUGUGGGAUUCAAAGAUGGCCGACGGCUCAGACCAGUACAAGAACCUGACAGCUUGGGAGCUCUCGGCACGGUUUUACGCCAUGGCCAAGAGCAUACAGCAGUACCACGGCGAUUGGGUCCGGGAGGGGGUCUACAUAGCUGACACGCAUCCCGGGCAGUUCCUGCUUAGGAGCGGACCAGACCUCUUCCAGGCUCUGCACAAGAUCCUGAACGCCCUCAUGUACGUUGCUGUGGACAACACCCGUUGGGUUGAGUCACUGCAGUUUAUCUUCCUGGCUGUUGAAGGAGCUGCCAUCAGCUGCUUGUCCGCAUUCUACCUAGCGUACCUGCUACGCUCGGUUGCAGCACAACGGUACAAACUGUACGGCAUCUUCCUAGUCAUACCCGUGGGCCUUACGCGCGCGCUGGCAUCCCAAAACACCAAUCUCCAUCUGGACGAUGACGAUGAG